This is a messenger RNA of Beta vulgaris subsp. vulgaris (sugar beet), 4310 nucleotides long. RefSeq lists its product as uncharacterized. The transcript has 2 exons. Lineage: Eukaryota; Viridiplantae; Streptophyta; Magnoliopsida; Caryophyllales; Amaranthaceae. The coding region runs from base 3216 to 4157 and encodes 313 amino acids. The record is from RefSeq and is a predicted model, not a curated record.
ACUUUCCCGCCUCCUGAUGAUAGCAAAUAUUUCUUUUCAUCUGAGAGGAGACCUUGACCCUCUUUCAUCUCCCUCUUCUCACACGGCCCCAAAUCUUCAGAAAUUCAGGUUGUUUCCUCUCUUUCUCCUUCCCUUGGCAUACAAAUCUACAAUUUCAAUGACUAAUUUAAAUUGUCUUUGUUGUUUGGAUUAUUAUAAAUACAAAAUCAACUCAUUUUUACAAUAAAUACAAUAUCCUUCUCCUAGAUGUAUCUGAUUCUUCAUAUCUCAUGAAUUUCUCUUGGAUUUGGCAUUGUUGUGUAAACAAAUCUUGAAUUGAAGUGUAAUUACAAAAUUCUUAGGUUUGUAGUUUUUUUUCUUGAAUUUUCGGAUUGUUUAUUUUGGGUGAAUGUGCAAUUAUUUUCUGGGUCAUAUUGUGAGAUUAAUGUUAUUAGAUUUUUUUGGGGAAUUUGCUGCUAUGAAUUAGCUUUUUUUUGGGUGAGCUUAUACAGUUGUCAGUUGAUUUAUGUCCAUAGUUAAAAAAUUUGAUUGAUGUCGAUGGGUUGGUCGUGUGUGGUGGUUGUUUUCUCUCUCCUCGGUGGUGCCUCCAUUGUUCAUAAUCUUUACAAACCUGACCUUGUAAUAUUUGUUCUCUCUCUCUUAUGCUUUUUCUUUCUUGCGCGCCACCUGUUUGAUAAAAUGCCCCAAUCACUGUCUUGUAUGUUUUUGGGUUUAUAUCAAUUUAUUCAUUUUAUUCUUGGAUUAUUUGGCCUUGUGUGGUUAUCUUAUCUUUUGGUCUCUAUGUAAUGCUUGUUGGACUUGGAUUGGAUAAAAAUGGAUUAUCAACUACUCCUAGUAGUAUGAAUUAUGUAAAGUUAUGUUGCUCCUACUGCCGCUUCUGAAUUGUAUUUGAUGUGUUAGUGGGUGCUUGAGUAAAGUUAGCAGCUUUCAAUGAUUUUUGUCUUAGAUUCAAUCUUUUUGCUUAGUUUGGUGUUGAUGCUAUACUGGGUAUUGUUGUUAAUAGCUACUCUUUUAAUCUAGUUCCUUGGUAUAUUUUGGCAAGUUUAUGAAGACAAACACCAUCAUUGCCAAAUAGAUUGGUAGCCAACUUAGAAAUAGGAAUAAACCUUCAUGCGUGUCUUUUUCCAUUAGUAAUGUUUGAUUUUAUUUUUAAACAAAGUGAAGUAAUGAAGAAUACUUAAUCAAAUACUCACUUGUUUAGGUGAUUUGGGAAUUACAUUUCUGAUAUAAUCAAAUUGUGAUAAGAGUUGACUUUUAGGAAGUUUAAAGUUUGGGUCUUAGCUUGUGUUGUAGUUUCCAGUAGGUUAUUGUGUAUAAGAAUUGAAUUUGUGAAGCUGAAAAACAAACUCUUUUUCCCCUUUAUCCAUUAUGUUUUGAAAAUUACACACCUUACAAGGAAGUAAACUACUAUUAGAAACUAAUAUUUGCCUAACUGAGUAUUGAGAAGGAUAAUUGAUUAAGAAUAUAAUUUUUUUUGUGUUAAUUUUUCCUUACUAGCUUUCGAGAACUCUUAUUUCUUUGCAAUAAUUUGUAAUUUUUUAGUGUGUAUUUUUUAAACAGAUAUGGCUCGCAUGCCACGAAAUAAACAGAAGAAGAUUGCAACGACAUGUAUUAUCAUUUAUAGGCAAAUGGUGGUUAUGGUUAUGGCGAUAAUAGUCCAUCUCAUAUAUUUACUUUCUAUCCUAAAUAUCAAAGUGCCUAAGCCUAUAACUUAUAUAUUUGAUAAUUCUCUUGAAGAAAGGUGUUAUGCUAGAAUUUUAAAUCUUAGGCCAAUUAUCCAAGGGAGUGAUGUAGCUUGUUUAGAUAACCUUAUAAUGGAUAGAGCUUGCUUUUAUAAGUUAUGUGAGAUGCUGAGGGAUGUUGGUGGAUUGCAAGGAAAUAGGAACACUAGCUUGGAAGAAAUAGUUGCAUUAUUUCUUUUCACUCUUUCUCAUGAUACAAAAAAUAGAAGAACUCAAUUAUACUUUAGAAGAAGUGGAGAAACGAUUUCAAGACACUUUAACUUAGUCUUGAAAGUUGUUCUUAGAUGCCACCAUAUUUUAUUUAAGAAACCUGAGGCGGUGACAGAAAAUUGUCAGGAUGAGAGGUGGAAGUGGUUUAAGGUAAGUUAAAUUUCGUACUAAGAAUGAGUUGUUUAAAAAAAUAUUUACAUAGGGGCAAUCAAUAAGUGAAUUUAUCUUCCCUCUUUGAAGAAUUGCUUAGGGGCAUUGGACGGAACACAUAUUAAGGUUCGUGCUGGUGAUAAAGAUAAAGUUAGAUUCAGAAAUAGGAAAGGAGAACUCACCACCAAUGUCUUAGGAGUGUGUACUCGUGAUAUGCAAUUUGUUUAUGUAUUGCCUGGUUGGGAGGGUUCAGCACAUGACAAUAGAGUUUUUCGUGAUGCGUUGUCGAGAAGAAAUCCUUUAAAAGUCCCUCAAGGUAAUAGGAAAUUUGCAUUUUUUUAAUACAUUUUGUCAAGAAAAGCUAAUGAAAGAAAAUCAUUAAAAGUUUUAUUGGUUGUUUUUAGGUUACUACUAUUAUUUAUGUGAUGCUGGAUAUAUGAACUGUGAGGGAUUUUUAACACCAUUUAGAGGUCAAAGAUACCAUUUGAGUGUUUGGAAAAGUGGGGCACAUCCGGUAUCGGCUGAAGAAUAUUUUAAUAUGAAGCAUUCACAAGCGCGGAAUGUCAUAGAGAGAUGUUUUGGAUUGCUUAAGAUGAGGUGGGGUAUACUAAGAAACACAACUUGGUACCGUCGAAAGGCCGUCAGUAGAAUUAUUUUGGCAUGUGCUUUGAUGCAUAAUUUCAUUCGAACAUAUAUGACCAUAGAUCCUAUGGAGUCUUUAAUUGGAGAUGAAGUACAAGAAGAUAUCAGUGAAAACAAUAUUGAGGUUAUGGAGACUAGUACUGAAUGGAAUGUCUUUAGGCAGAAUCUGGCAACUGAAAUGUAUGCAACAUGGUUGAACUCAAGACCUUCUUAAAGAUUUUUGUGAUUAGUAAUUAUUUCUUGUAUUUGGUUUUUGCUUUUAGUUGUAACUUGUAAGGAGAAUUGCAAAUCAAAAUUAAUCUACAAUGUAUGUUAUGUGUGUUGUACUUUUGGAUAUUUAGUACAAUAUCUACUUCAUAUUUCAAUGAAUUUGGCAUCUUACAAUGCAUUUCAAAGUGUCUAUAUACUUAAAGGAUGUGUGCUCAUUUUUUAUGAACUUAAAGUUAUUGUUAUAUAGCUAAAUUUAUACCUAUGUCUUCUAUAUCAUAUUAUUUUUGUGUUGUAGAGAUGAGUCAAGGUAGAAUCUGCAUGAGAUGGUCAGUUUGCGAGGAUCGGGCUCUCAUUAGUGCCAUGAAUGAUCUUGUCGAUCUUGGUGGUUGGAAAACGGACAAUGGUCAAUUCAAAAAUGGGGCUUUUGCUAAGUUGGAAACUCUAAUGAAACAAAAGCUUCCCGAGUGUGAAAAAAAAGCUAAGCCCCAUAUUGAGUCUCGAGUAAAGCUCCUCAGAAAACAAUAUGAUGCUAUUUCAGAAAUGCUAAGCCCGAGUGCAAGUGGAUUUGGAUGGAAUGAAGAGGGGACGUUUGUUACAUGUCCGCAAACGGUUUGGGACGAAUGGAUUAAGAGUCACAAAAAUGCCAUUGGGUUGAGAAACAAACCUUUCCCUUUUUUUGACGAGUUGGGCAAGAUAUUCGGCAAAGAUAGGGCUGUUGGAAAUGAAUCUGCAAAUGUACAUGAUGUUCUUGAAGAGAUGGAUGAAGAAGAAAGGGAGGAAGAAGGACAAGAAGUCCCUCAGUAUAGUUUAGAGGAGAUCAAUCCUUCGUCUCAAAAUAGCCCAAUGGGACCUCCACCUUCAACAACACCUUCAACUAGAAGGACAAAAAAGGCAAGGACCGAAACUAUUGAAGUCUUGAAAGAAUUUUCCACUAAACUUGAAAAAAUUAGUGAUGUGAUGGAGGCGGCAAGUGAGCACAUAGGAAGGUUAGCUAAUUGUUUCCAACACGAGUCAGAUUCUGCUGAAAGAAGGAUGAAAGUGACAAAUGAGGUUAUGAAAAUGGAAGGAUUAACUCCUACUGAUGUUAUUUUGGUCUCAAAGAAGAUUGCUCUCAAUCCUCUAGAAGUUGAUUUCUUCUUCAGCCUUCCUGAUGAAGACUACAAAUAUGCUUAUGUUCAAGGUUUGUUGCUUCCAGAUCAAUGAUUGAAAAAAUAACAUAAGUCGAAGUAGUAGCUACGGCAUGGUUUUAAUGUAGUAUGCAAAUAGUAUGUAUAUAGUUUUGGUAUGUUUUUGGUUUUUUGUAAGCCAUGCUAAAUUAUACAAGUGGACGUUAAAGUGAAAUAUUUUGGGUUGUCA